AUGUUGACCCGCGCUGCCGCGCACGAAAGGCACGGAGGAGACCGGGAGCGUCGGAGGAGGAGGAAGGCGUCGGUAGAGGUGGAGGAGGAAGAUCCACGCCAGCGGAGAAGACGAGAAAGAGCGCCGGCCUCCUCGUCGGCGCGCGGGCCGCGCUCAUCUCGCCAGCCACCUCGUCGGCACGUGGGCAGUGCCCGUCCCGCCGGCCUCCUCGUCGGUGCGCGGUACGCGUCCAUCCGGCCGGCCUCUUCGUCGGCGCCCGAGCCGCCCGUCCCCGCAUCUGGACGCUCGGGGAGCGCCCCUCCGCACCGGCGCGACGGCCUCUCCGAGCACGGCGGCAUCUCCGGCUCGGGAGAAGAAGAGUUGGAGCCUGGAGGGGCGCCGGUGGUGGAGAUGGGAACGGGGCUGGCGGAGGAGAAAGACGAGGAGAGUGCCAGACUUCCAACGGCGGAGGAGAAAGAUGAGGGUGCCAGACUCCCAACGCGCUGUAAAGUGAGAGGGAGGUGCCAGGUAGCCUGCGGGACCUAG
This is a messenger RNA of Miscanthus lutarioriparius, 525 nucleotides long. The record is from the annotation of a GenBank genome assembly. Lineage: Eukaryota; Viridiplantae; Streptophyta; Magnoliopsida; Poales; Poaceae.